This is a messenger RNA of Gilbertella persicaria, 2004 nucleotides long. RefSeq names its product glucose inhibited division protein A-domain-containing protein. Bases 1 to 2004 code for a protein of 667 amino acids. Gene Ontology annotation, biological process: tRNA wobble uridine modification; tRNA methylation. Gene Ontology annotation, molecular function: flavin adenine dinucleotide binding. The transcript is spliced from 15 exons. Gene Ontology annotation, cellular component: cytosol. The record is from RefSeq and is a predicted model, not a curated record. Lineage: Eukaryota; Fungi; Mucoromycota; Mucoromycetes; Mucorales; Choanephoraceae.
AUGUACCGUCAACUGCGAUCUAGAAAGACAACCAAGUUUAUCAGUACUUGGGCAUACCGAUCCAACACUCUUCAUACCAGCACUCUAUCUCGACAAGCAACACCUGUUCACCAUGAUUUUGACGUUAUUGUUAUUGGGGGAGGGCACGCAGGUACAGAAGCUUGUGCUGCUGCUGCUCGGUCAGGUGCAAGAACAUUGUUAUUGACACAAAAUAAAGAUACAAUCGGUGAAAUGUCCUGUAACCCUUCUUUUGGGGGUGUAGGCAAAGGUGUUUUAGUCCGAGAAAUUGAUGCGCUUGAUGGCGUAUGUGGUCGUAUUUCAGAUCUUGCUGGCAUUCAAUUUAAAGUGUUAAAUAAAUCCAAAGGACCUGCAGUUUAUGGACCUCGAGCUCAAAUUGAUCGGAAGCUAUACAAGAGACAUCUGCAAGAAUACCUUGCUCAUUACCCUAAUUUGACGAUUCAAUCAGGCAGUGUAUCUGAUUUAGUUUUAAAUGAUGGUAUGACUGAACAAGAACAUCAACAUAUGUUACAAAAAGGAGCCUCACAACUUAAUGGUCAAAUUAUUCGAGCACCCAAUGUAGUCAUUACCACAGGCACAUUUUUAGGAGGAGAGAUCCAUUUAGGUUUAAAAGUAUGGCCUGCAGGAAGAAUUGGUGAAAAUCCCUCUAUUGGACUAUCCAACUCAUUAAGAUCCGCUGGAUUCAAAUUGGCUCGCUUAAAGACAGGCACACCUGCAAGAUUAGAUGGAAAAACAAUCAACUAUGAUGGUCUUGUAGUUCAAGAAGGUGAUAAUCCACCUUCACCUUUCUCUUAUUUAAAUACAACAGUCCCUCAUGCAGAUCAUCAAAUCUUAUGUCAUCAAACACGUACCAAUGAUAGAGUUCAUAAAUACAUAGAAGACCAUUUUGAUCAAAGCAUUCAUAUCAGAGAAACGGUCAAAGGGCCUCGUUAUUGCCCUUCAUUAGAAUCCAAAAUUAAGCGCUUUAGAACAAAAGAAGCACACAAUAUUUGGUUAGAACCAGAAGGCCUUGAUACAGACGUCGUCUAUCCGAAUGGUAUCUCAAACACAAUGCCUGAAGAUGUUCAACUUAACUUUCUGAGAAUGAUUCAAGGCCUAGAAAAUGUGGAUAUGCUCAAGCCAGCCUAUGGUGUAGAAUACGAUCAUAUUGAUCCCAGAGAAUUGAAAUCUACAUUGGAAACAAAACGUAUUAGCGGUUUAUUCUUGGCUGGUCAGAUCAAUGGUACAACAGGAUAUGAAGAGGCAGCAGCCCAAGGUAUUAUGGCUGGUAUCAAUGCAGGUUUACACGCUCAAGGGAAACCAGCUUUUGUUCUUGACCGAUCUGAUGCUUACAUUGGUGUCUUGAUUGAUGAUUUAAUUACAAAAGGUGUGGAAGAGCCUUACCGAGUAUUUACUGCACGCUCUGAGUAUCGACUGCUUUUACGUGCUGACAAUGCAGAUACAAGACUUACUAGAAAAGGACAUCAAGCAGGUGUCAUUAAUCAAAAUAGAUGGGAACACUAUCAAACAGCUUCAAACGCACUUGAAUCAGCUAUAGAAGCACUCCAGAAUACCAAAAUGUCUGCCAAACGUUGGUCAGAACAUGGCCUUACCAUUAAUGAUAAUGGUAUUUUGAGAAGUGGUUUGGAUUUACUGACUUGGCCAAAUAUAACAUUGGAUCACUUUCAUGAGCUGAUACCUGAAAUCAAAGACUUGUGUCCUACACUCAAAGAGCGUAUUAUGAUUGAAGGACGUUAUAAGCCAUUUUUGAAGCGACAAGAACAGGAAGUGUUGGCCUUGAAAAGAGAUGAACAUUUAGCUCUUGAUAUCAACUUGGAUUAUUUACGGAUGGAUCAACUCUCUAAUGAAGUUCGACAAAAGUUGGCUACUGUGCGUCCUGAAACACUUGGUGCUGCAAAGCGAAUUGAAGGCAUGACACCUGCCGCUAUGGUAGUUUUGAUGAAAUAUGCAAAGCGCACUUUUAACAAAAAGAUACUUGUAGACUAG